This is a messenger RNA of Penicillium griseofulvum, 3108 nucleotides long. RefSeq names its product Aconitase/3-isopropylmalate dehydratase large subunit, alpha/beta/alpha, subdomain 1/3. Gene Ontology annotation, molecular function: hydro-lyase activity. NCBI's taxonomy places the organism in Eukaryota, Fungi, Ascomycota, Eurotiomycetes, Eurotiales, Aspergillaceae. The coding region runs from base 1 to 3108 and encodes 1035 amino acids. The transcript is spliced from 4 exons. The record is from RefSeq and is a predicted model, not a curated record.
AUGGCAGCCCUCGCCAGGGAGGUGCUAGGUUUCAUCGAGGCGUCGAGACCAGGUGUUAAAUUCGACAUUACGGAAACUCCAUCUGGCAAAGUCACUCAGGCUGGCAACCACCAACCACUGAGCCUUUCCGCGCUGGAGGCAUGUCUAGAGUCAGAUGCCGUUGUGGUGUGCGGGGCGGGAGAGGAGCUUGUCAGAGGAACCUUGGACUCCCUUGAAGAGGUCGGUGCUUUUGCAAACAUCCAACCUUUCUUCUUUCCAAGCAUUGGACUUGUUUCAACGGGAUUGCCGAGAAACGGUGUCCAAGGUCUAGCUAUCACCUUGGUCAGUGACGCUACCAAUACUGGAAAUGAGGCUUCCCGUGAGACCAUCGAACGGCUGGCGCGUUGGGCAGGGGCCUACGCAUUGCAAUUUUCUCCACCAAAGCCUGUGCACAACAUUGAGUCUUUUCCACUUUGGAAUUCUGUUGUUACUGAAGUGUUCAGCAAACAAUUUCCACGUGUCGCGCUCCACCAUGUGCCGAUAAACACGGCAGAAACAGCCCUAGAUUCACACCCAACCAGAUUAAACGGCAUCAUCUUGACAACUAGUCCUAAUGGGAGCAUGGUGUCAGAAAAGGCAGGGAAGCUCAUCCAAGGCUCACAGCACCUGCUGGCGUCAGCGACCAUUGUGGAAUUAUCAAACCAGACCGACAGAACGCACUCUGUGAUCUUGAGACCGGGUAGAACUAGUGCGAAUGAGGCAGCUUCGGAUCCAGUUCCAAUUUUACAGGUCAUAAGCCUGAUGCUUGACCUGUCGUUUGGUCUAACUGCGGAGUCUGUGGCAAUCCUUAGGUCAAUUCGGCGCACAUUGGAUCCAAUUGAACUCAUCGGUUCCAAUGUCCGGACGCCCAGUACUGGUGGUACUGCCUCUUCGAAGGAAUUCAUGGGCGAAUUUAUAACGCAUUUGGACUAUUACUUGGAGGCUGCUGCGGGCUCACAUGCUGGUUCUCAGGAAGUACCGACAACCUCGCCAUCCCCUCGUCCAAUGCACCAAAGGCGUCCAAUGGGUAUAAUUGAAAAGAUCCUGACCCAUGCCGCUGUUGGACUAAGCAAACCAGAGGUCCAACCCGGCGAGAUCAUCUGUGUGAAAGUUGACUGGACGUUGACUUCCGAGAUUCUCUGGGCAGGAAUGGACAAGACAUAUGAGCAAAUGGGAAGACCGCGUUUGCAUCGCAAUGACCGUAUGUGGCUCGCGAUCGAUCAUACUGUUGACCCACGCACGAAUCAUCGACCCCGACAGCGAUGCUUGAUCGAGAAAGCAGUAAGCUUCCAACGUGAAGCCAAGCUCGUCAACUUUCUCCCUGCCAAUACAAGUAUUCUUCAUACUGACUUUACCCGUGACCGAGCACUGCCUGGUCAGAUUAUUGUGGGCUGCGACUCUCAUUCCUGCUCUGCUGGUUGCGUGGGAGGACUGGCUGUUGGCCUCGGAGCUGCAGAUGUCGUCAUGCCGAUGGUAACGGGAGAGACGUGGUUUCGUGUGCCGGAAAUCUGCCGUAUCAAUUUCAUCGGUGAAUUGCCUUUUGGGGUGGGUGGCAAGGAUGUGAUUCUUCACAUACUUGGCCUUUUCAAACGAAACACGAUAGCCUUCCAACGCGCGGUUGAAUACGGCGGUCCGAGUUUGAAGGAGCUAUCCAUGGAUGCUAGGUUCGCCAUUGCAAACAUGACGACUGAAUUCGGCGGGAUGGGGGCGUGUUUCGAAGCUGAUGAGAGCACUGCCGAAUGGAUUUCGAACAGGCCGCAUCUGGAACAUCAAGGGGGCCUCUAUUUCCGAGCCGAUUCGGAUGCUCAGUAUGCUGAGGUGCGCACCGUCAAUCUCUCGGAGGUUGAACCGACCAUCGCUUUGUAUCCUGAGCCGGAUAAUGUUGUGCCCGUAUCAGAGAAAGUUGACACCAAGCUGGAUGGAUGUUUCAUCGGAGCCUGUACCACGACCGAAGAGGAUCUAAUUGUGGGAGGACUGGUUCUAGAAGCUGGCCUGCGGGCGGGUCUGGUGCCCAGUGACGGGCAGAGGAGAGUUACACCUGGAAGUCUCAGCAUUAUCAAGAACCUGGAGCGGCACGGUAUCUUGGACAUUUACCGACGGGCAGGAUUUGACAUCGGUGCACCGGGAUGCUCUUACUGCGUUGGAAUCAACGAUGUUGAUGUUGCGGGUGAAGGUGAAAUUUGGCUCUCCUCACAAAAUCGCAACUUUCGGAAUCGAAUGGGCAAAGGAGCCAUUGGUAGUAUCACCUGCGCCGCGGUCGUUGCGGCCUCGAGCUUCGACAUGGUAAUCACAGACCCACAGCCACUGCUGGGUCAAAUUGACAGAGCGAAAUUGGACAGGAUUCUGGGAAGAGAGGGAGUCUCAUUGAGUAUUGCCCCCGAGAUCAGCGAGCCUAACCCAGUACUUGCAUCAAAUAUCGCCUCCAUCGAUGCCAGUAGUAGCCUCCCCAUUCAGACUCCUGCACCGACUCUGGGUGUGGCGAAAAUCUCUAGUGGUGGAGUUAUUCGGUCGAAGGUCCAAAGAUUUGGUGAAAAUGUGGAUACUGACGCGAUCAUUCCGGCUGAGUUUGUACCUGGUAUUGACAAUGCAGAACUUGGAAGUCACUGUUUCGAGUAUGAUCGUCCAGAGUUCCGAAAACGAGCGACAGAGGGGUCAACGAUCAUUGUCGCAGAUCGUGGAUUUGGCAGUGGUUCGUCCCGCGAGGAUGCAGUCAGAUCGUUGCAAGGAGCAGGGAUAGAAGCAGUGAUUGCGCCUAGCUUCGCGUUUAUCUAUGACCGCAACCAACUCAAUAUGGGCCUGUUCAACAUCACCUUAUCGGAUCCCGAAUUCUACAUACUUGCAAAUGAGGGAUCUAUUGUCAUCAUUGAUCGACAGGCCCGAACAGUGCAGAUUGAAGGUACUGAUAAAGUGUUCCGCUACCAGCAGUCAGAGAUAGAGAAAACACUCCUCGAAGCUGGGGGUGUGCUUCCGCUGUAUAAUCGGUUUGGUACAUCCGUCUUCAGAAAGAUUGCCAGCGCAAAUACGGGACAGGCGAUGGGCAAGUCAACUGGCAAAAGUGCGCCGACGUCGAACAGAACUUUGGAUUGGUGA